Messenger RNA from Myotis davidii, 4038 nucleotides. RefSeq names its product KIAA0040 ortholog. Lineage: Eukaryota; Metazoa; Chordata; Mammalia; Chiroptera; Vespertilionidae. The transcript has a single exon. The record is from RefSeq and is a predicted model, not a curated record. Bases 648 to 1232 code for a protein of 194 amino acids.
GAGGAAGAGGGGCCAGCCCAGACAAGUAACCAGAAAGACCCAGCUGUGAGCUGAGCUCAGGGCAGGAGUAGGGAGGGGUCCAGGGACCCCAUCCCUGUUCCCUAGUACCAUCGCUGAGCGGCCAUCAAGACCCCUUUCCACCGGAAAGAAAGGGAGCAGGCUGGGAAGGGUUGUGGGAAUACUUGGCGAGGGCCAGGAAGCAGACAGAGUGAUGAGGGAGAGGAAGGACCAGCAGAUGGGCCCCCAAGCACGGUGGGUCCCGUCAGACACAGGAGUGGGAUGCGAGGACAGGGCUGGGGGCUCGGAGCAGGGAAGGGGCAGUAAGAAGGCUGGAGUGAGGCUGGAUGGGACCCAGGACCUCGUAGCCUGGGGACGUCCAAGUCCCCUCCGACAGGCAGCCAGACAUCGGCAUUGCCUCUUGUGCCUCAGCUCUCGUGUGUGCUGGAAAUGGCGAGCUGUGCUCAUGGAAGGUCAGUGUGAGCUGCGGUGGAGGAGAGAUUGAGAGCAGCUCUCAGGGGCCCUCAGAACACUGACCGUGCACACGAUCCCUUUGUCCCCCCAUCGCUGAGCAUCCCCUGCGUGCCGGGACUGAUAGCCUAUCGAUUUUUACAUCCUACGCCCAAUAGCAGCGUGUACACACGGUGGGAAUGAACGACUACCUAGUGACUAAAUGCAUGCAUAUGUCUUGUUUAUGGAGCCUCAAUAGGAUUCCGGUGAACUCUGGAAAUCUGCAGUUCCUCCCCAUAAGCCUAAAAUCGAUGGUGUUAUUAAAAACAGGAGGGCGUUCCACUGCACGUUUCCUGAGUGGUCUGUUUCUCUCUCUCCAGGUGCUCUCUGUGGCAUGCCCAGACCCUCUGCCCGAAGGGGAAUCCGUCACGAGUGAGCGAGGCUGUGUCCCCGCGAGCCCAGGACGUGGCGACGAGCUGAGCACCAUGGAGAAGUUCAGCUCCUUCUUCAGUGACAUCUGGGACACCAUCCUGACCAAGCACCAGGAGGGCCUCUUCAACAGCGUCUGCCUGGGCGUGGUGCUGGCGCUGCCGCUACUGGUGCUCCUCGCCCUGGUCUUCGUCUGCUGCUACUGCUGCUGGAGCCGGCCGGGCAAGGGCCAGCAGCCGGAGCACGGCCCGGGGAGGAAGAAGAAGAGGAGGAAGAAGAAGGGCGAAGAAGACCUCUGGAUCUCCGCCCAGCCCAAGCUCCUGCAGAUGGAGAAGAGGCCAUCGCUGCCGGUCUAGUGGCGCGGGCAGCAGAGGGUCCGCCUUCCAACGACACACGGGGCCUGGAGCGUCACACACGUGUCCACGGAGGAACUUCUCAGCCAAAGAGCAAACCUCAGACUGAGUGUCCCCAGGGAGGGCACCCCCAGGGAGCCCGGGGACAAUGCAUGGGCACUGGCUGGGCAGCUAUGUGUCCAAUAGCAAUGCUCUCUGCUCCAGGUUCAGGUGUGCUGCCCGCCUACUUCUGGCACAGUCCAUACGCCAAAGCACAGGGAACACGUAUCCAUAACCAUCUGGGCUCACCAUGCACACGACACACAUGCAGCACAGUAUCUGCUCUCGCAAAACCAUCUCAGGAGGGCCUGGCCAGAUUCGGGCGCAGAUGCACAAUUACACGACCGGGCAAGGUUACAAACUCCAUACCUGCUCCAUGUACUACUCAGGUUACAGAUGUAUGCUUCCUACUCUGCUCCCCACAAACCCUCCUGCUGCGAAUCCUCAUCCUCGGACGUCUCAGCACCUGGCAUAGUGCCCUUCGCAGUUGUUGAUGCAGACCCUCCAGCUCCUGUGCUCCUGACCCCUCCCCGAGGAGGGCAAGUUUAAAGUGCAAUGGAUCCGAAUUCAUCGGAAGCUAUGGUCUCACAAGGUCCUCAUCACCACCGGUCGGUGUUGAACGUGGUCCAAGACCCCUCGUUGAGACGCUCCACGCAGAGCCCCUCAGGAAGGCUCCUUCUCCACACAGGAUGGCAGCUCUGGGUGUGCCUCCUAGAGAGCUAUGGGAACCAGGUGACUGAGGCUGCUCGGCCCACUCCACCCGGUGCACCGUCCCCUGCAACGCAGAGGUGGAAGGAGACGCCCCAGCUGAGCUGGGCAUCCCCCCAGAGUCAGAGGCUUUCAGUGGGGAAGGAAUGAAGACAUCGCCGACACAGCCUCGCAGAAGGCACACUGGAAGCGACGGGUGGCAUGCCGAGGGUGGGAUGCCGGAGAUUCAGACUUGAAGCGAAAGCAGGAUGAAGCUAUAUAGAGGUUUAUUAAUAUUUAUCUUGAAGCUCAGGCAAGUGCCUUGCGCACAGUGGGUACUCGUAACUGUCUGUGGACGCUGUUGGGUAUGUGAUGACGUUAAGGGUAAGCUGUAAUACCUCGCCAGUUCCCCCAAGUGGCCUUCUAAGUGAGCCCCCAUCGCUGCGAGGGUGGAGGUGGGUGUCGCAUUCUGCAGAACCAGGGGGUGGGUUGGCACGUGGGCCCCGAGGUCUGUGAGGACAUAUCAACCAGGUCCAUGGUGAGCUGAGGAGCGUGUCUCCCCACCAGGCUGAAGUUGGGAGGCCGAGGUAAUCCACGUGUCUGAUGAGCUGGUUGGUAUUUGGACUGGACUGUGACCAUGUUGCAAUGGUGGGUAAUUCCUGAGAGCAAGCUGUGCUGUCCAAAUUCAUUGGCAACCCUCAGAGGUGGUCCCAAAUGGUGUGCAACUGCCAUUUAAUUAACAGUGUAGCUAAACUAUGGUACUUAUAGCAGCAGAAACGAAAUGCUAUGCGAUUGUGCUAAGGGGAAAAUGCCCCCCAGGUGUGCUCCAGGCCUGUGCAGAGCGGACGCUGGGUGGUGCCUGCCAUGGGUCCCAGGUCUCCUCACAGUGACCAGGGACGCCGAGUUCAGUUACAUACACUGUGGAACCAGCAAUGGUCACCCCCUCCCCCUACAAGGCCCCAAGUCUCCCAGGCACUCAGGCCCUGGUUCCUAAACCCCUGUGACCAGAGAAGCUACACCCUCUGAUUCCCUGUCCCUGUGCCACAGGGAGAGCCUGUCACAGAGCAGUUGACUGUCCCCAGGGCAUCGCAGGACGGCUAGUCAUCUCCCCACGUCUCCCGCUGCCCAGGACGCCGGCCUUCCCGUCUGUGCCUCUCAGUCCCCUGGGUGGAGGAGUUGGGCAGACGCAGGGGGCUGGUGGGGGGCUGGCGGCUGAGGCUGGUGUCAGAUAUGAUCCCAGAGAGCAGAUCACCGGGAACAUGGUUGCCGUGGCAACUGGCUGCUCAUUUGAAUUAAGAGAGCAGUGUUUGUCACCUCCACGACAAGGCCUCCAUCUCCAGGUGCAGGGCCCUGCUGUCUCCUAAUCUAGUGCAUCCGCUCCAGCUCCGGCCACGGAACACCCGGACGCACCUCUCAGCUGCUUCCAAAGCCUCAGACCCAGGACACGCAAGCCCUGAGCGAGGCCUCUCUUUUCCCCACCCAGCCUCCCCCAUGACCCUCCCUGGGGCACCUACAACAGUGCCAGGGGCAGGAGAGGCCCUCACAUGCCUGUCGAAUAAAGGGGCAUGAAAGGAGCCCAAGGCAUCCUCUCUCUCUCUCUCUCUCUCUCUCUCUCUCUCUCUCUCUCUCAUCUUCUCCAUCCCCUCUUGUCCUGGCUCCAUCCCUUCCUUCAUCUCCAUUUUCGCUCCUUUCCUUCCCAGCCUCUGUCCCAGAACUGCCUCUGGCAACAGGGGUGCCUCUGAGGGGAGCCUGCCUGGCCCCUCUUGGGGGGGUUUAAGCUAAUGAAGGACAACGAGGGAGUAAGGAAGGGGCGUCCUCCCCCAGCACAGGACUGGGGAGUCCCUCGAUGUGUACCCAACUCCAGCCAGCAUGGCCCCUGUCAGAGCAGGUCUUCCCCUGCUGCUGCUGCUGCUCUCCAGAGAUUCGCUCUCCUGUUUCUUGGGGGGAGGGAAGGCUAUGGAGAAAGGGUAGUCGCCCUUUCAAGAAGAAUAUAGUGGUCCAAAUUGUACAGUAUUUGUCAGUAUUUUUUUUUUCUGAAAAAUUCAAACACAUCAACAGAAAGACUGAUUUAAUAAAAUACUUU